This is a messenger RNA of Thunnus maccoyii (southern bluefin tuna), 5773 nucleotides long. Its product is annotated as NACHT, LRR and PYD domains-containing protein 12-like. The record is from RefSeq and is a predicted model, not a curated record. Gene Ontology annotation, molecular function: protein binding. The transcript is spliced from 12 exons. The coding region runs from base 72 to 3446 and encodes 1124 amino acids. Lineage: Eukaryota; Metazoa; Chordata; Actinopteri; Scombriformes; Scombridae.
CCAUUUUAAGAUGAAGCAGAGCGUACGGACAGGAACUGUCGCCCGAUGCACGACUGACUGAAGUCCUCAAGAUGAGUUUUUGUGUGGAGGAAGAGGAGGACAGAGCAGGGUCUCCAGUAUCCAGCUGUCCAUCAGUGAAGAGUGACUUGUCCAAAGAUCAUCCGCCAGACUUCAGUAAUGAACCUGGACCCUCAGACAUGAAACUGACUGAAGUCCUCAAGAUGAGUUUUUGUGUGGAGGAAGAGGAGGACAGAGCAGGGUCUCCAGUAUCCAGCUGUCCAUCAGUGAAGAGUGACUUGUCCAAAGAUCAUCCGCCAGACUUCAGUAAUGAACCUGGACCCUCAGACAUGAAGGAGAAGAAGAAGAAGAGGAGGAGGAGUGAUGCUUCUGUGAAGGAGCAGCUGUCCUGCUGUUCUUUAUGUCUGGACAUCCUGAAGGAUCCAGUCUCUACCAGCUGUGGACACUGGUUCUGCAGACAGUGCAUCACCUCAUACAGGGACCAGUCUGCCUCAUCAGGCGACUCCUCCUGUCCCCAGUGUGGAAAAAGAUCCAGAACAAGACCUGGACUGCAGACAGACAGUCAGACCAGCCCUGUACAAAUGAAUGAUGCUCUCCAGAAGGUUUUAGAUGAGCAUAAGAUCAGUCUGAGGGAGAGAUGUCAACAUGUGACUGAAGGAACUGAUGAAGCAGGAAAUGAAACCCUCCUCAACAGCAUCUACACUGAGCUCUACAUCACAGAGGGACAGAGUGAAGACGUCAAUACCCAACAUGAGAUGAGGCGGCUUGAGACAGCUUCCAAGAUGAUCCCCCAUGAAACUCCAAUCAGGUGCCACGACAUCUUUAAAGUCUUGUCUGAACAACAGAAACACAUCAGAGUCAUUCUGACGAGUGGUGUUGCUGGCGUUGGAAAAACCUUCUCAAUGCAGAAGUUCACUCUGGACUGGGCAGAGGGCUUGGAAAACCAAGAUGUCAGUCUGGUGAUUCUGCUUUCGUUCAGGGAGCUGAACUUGAUCAGAGAUGAGCAGCACAGUCUUCUCAUGCUGAUCCAUAUUUUCCAUCCAACAUUACAGAAGGUCACAGCAGAGAAGCUUGCUUACUGUAAAGUUUUGUUCAUCUUUGACGGCCUGGAUGAAAGCAGAUUUUCAUUGGAUUUCAAGAACAGGAAAGUUGUGUCUGAUGUCACACAGAAGUCAUCAGUCAAUGUGCUGUUGAAAAACCUCAUUGAAGGGAAUCUGCUUCCCUCGGCUCUCAUCUGGAUAACUUCCCGACCUGCAGCAGCCAAUCAGAUCCCUCCUACAUGUGUUGACAGGGUAACAGAAGUACGAGGCUUCACUGACGCCCAGAAGGAGGAGUACUUCAGGAGGAGAUUCAGUGAUGAAGAGCUGUCCAGCAGAAUCGUCUCACACAUCAAGACAUCCAGGAUUUUCCAUAUCAUGUGUCAAAUCCCAGUUUUCUGCUGGAUCACUGCUACAGUUCUUGAGCACAUGUUGACUACAGACCAGAGAGGAGAACUGCUCAAGACCCUGACUGACAUGUACUCACACUUCCUGCUGGUUCAGACAAAGAGGAAGAAGCACAAGUAUGAUGAGGGACAUGAGACAAGUCCACAGGAGCUGACAGAGGCUGACAGGGAAGUUCUUCUGAAGCUGGGGAGGCUGGCGUUUGAACAUCUGGAGAAAGGAAACAUCAUGUUCUACCAAGAAGACCUGGAGCAGUGUGGUCUUGAUGUCACAGAGGCCUCAGUGUUAUCAGGAUUUUGUACAGAGAUCUUAAAAAGAGAGAGCGUGAUCUCCCAGAAAACAGUCUACUGCUUCGUUCAUCUGAGUGUUCAGGAGUUUCUGGCUGCAGUCUACAUGUACCACUGUUACACCAACAGGAAGGAAGAGGUACUGAAGGACUUCCUGGGAAAAUACUAUAGUUACUCAUCCCUGGAUGACUUUCUGAAGAGAGCCAUGGUGAAAUCCUUUGAAAGUAGAGCAGGCCACCUGGAUCUGUUUGUUCGUUUCCUUCAUGGCCUGUCUUUAGAGUCCAAUCAGAGUAUUUUAGGAGGCCUGCUGGGUCGGACAGAGAACAGUCCAGAAGUCAUCCAGAGAGCCAUCAACAACCUGAAGAAGAUGAGCACUGAGGAUAUCUCUCCUGACAGAAGCAUUAACAUCUUCCACUGUCUGAUGGAGAUGAAUGACCACUCAGUACAUCAGGAGAUCCAAGAGUUCCUGAAGUCAGAGAACAGAUCAGAGAAGAAACUCUCUGAGAUUCACUGCUCAGCUCUGGCCUACAUGCUGCAGAUGUCAGAGGAGGUUCUGGAUGAGUUGGACCUGAGGAAGUACAACACAUCAGAGGAGGGACGACUGAGACUGAUCCCAGCUGUGAGGAACUGCAGAAAGGCUGUACUUUCUGGCUGUCGACUGUCUGAGACUCACUGUGAAGUUGUCAUCUCAACUCUGAAGUCUAAGCCCUCCCAUCUCAAAGAGCUGGACCUGAGUGGAAACUGGAACCUGCUGGAUUUAGGAGUGAAGCGUCUGUCUGCUGGACUGGAGAGUCCCAACUGUAGACUUGAGACUCUGAGAUUGAGUCGCUGCACGUUGUCAGAGAUCAGCUGUGCUUCUCUGGCCUCAGCUCUGAAGUCCAACCCCUCCCAUCUGAGAGAGCUGGAUCUGAGCUACAACGAGCUGCAGGAUUCAGGAGUGAGGCUGCUGUGUGAUUUUCUGGAGAUCCCACACUGCAGACUGGAGACUCUGAGAUUGAGUCGCUGCAGUUUUUCAGGGACCAGCUGUGCUUCUCUGGUCUCAACUCUGAGGUCCAACCCGUCCCAUCUGAGAGAACUGGACCUGAGCUACAACAAACUUGAAGAUUCAGGAGUGAGGCUGCUGUGUGAUUUUCUUGAGAGUCCACACUGUAGACUGGAAACUCUAAGAUUGAGAGACUGCAGUUUGUCAGAGAUCAGCUGUGCUUCUCUGGUCUCAGCUCUGAAGUCCAACCCCUCCUAUCAGAGAGAGCUGGAACUCAGCCACAACAAGCUUCAGGAUUCAGGAAUGAAGCUGCUGUGUGAUUUUCUGGAGCAUCCACACUGUAGACUGGAGACUCUGAGAAUGGGUUUCUGCAGUUUGUCAGAGAUCAGCUGUACUUAUCUGACUCCAGCUCUGAAGUCCAACCCCUCUCAUGUGAGGGAGCUGCAGCUGAGCUUCAACAAGCUGCAGGACUCAGGAGUGAAGCUGCUGUGUGAUUUUCUGGAGAGUCCACACUGUAGACUGGAGACUCUGAGAUUGAGCUCCUGCAGUUUGUCAGAGACCAGCUGUGCUUCACUGGCCUCAGCUCUGAAGUCCAACCCAUCCCAUCUGAGAGACUUGAAGCUGAACUACAACGAGCUGCAGGAUUCAGGAGUGAGGCUGCUGUGUGAUUUUCUGGAGAGUCCACACUGUAGACUGGAGACUCUGAGCUGGAAGUGAUAAUCUCUGUAAGAGUGUGAGUGAACAUCCAGGAGUGUGUGUUGAGAGAGGAUCAGCUGUAUCCUGAUGAUCCAGAGAGGUUGAAGCAGCACCAGCAGCAACAGCAGCUUGUAUGUAGAGAGGAUCUGACUGGACCAUGUUACUGGGAGGUAGAGUGGAGAGGAGAGCUUCACCCAGAAGUGACUGACAGAGGAAUCAGAAGAAGUGGAAAUGAGUCUCAGUGUUGCAGUCUGAACUGAUCAGAGAACAGCUCCACUGUUAGACGCAAAGUCAAGUCCACCAUCAUCCCUGUGUGUUCCUCUGGAUCUCACAGAGUAUCAUCAGUGUAUCUGGACUGCUCUACCUAUGCUACCUAUGUCCUUCUACACAGGUCUCUGCAGACAUACUGACACUCCUCCACUUCACCACUUCCUCCACCCUCCACCUGGACCUGAUCUGGAUCUAUUUUUUCUUUCUUUAAUAUCUCCAUUUUGGGUGAAUUAAAAUAUUCUCAACCCAAAGUGACGACAGCUGCAGUUGAAAUAGAGGCGCUGCAGCUAGGGUAGCUUUGCAGCAUCGACUGGUGAGGAUUGUCAGGGAGAAUGGAGAAAACUUUGUGCUGCAACAAACUUUGCGGUGCAUUGGUAAACCUAACUUUGUUUUGUAACAGAAUCAUCUAAAAUAGAAAAGCAGUGUACUUGCACACUGUUUCGAUAUAUCCAGACUUGAUGAGGAAAAACAUUUUGUAAAUGAAAAAAGCCUCAGUAAAGAAAUAUAAUGCCAGUGUUGCCAACUAAUUUUCAGGGGAAGAUGCUACAGGUAUGUUGAUUUGUUGCUAAAAGUUGCUAAAUGACAUUGUCAUAAAGAGUUAAAUUAAGUGGCCAUCUUGACGAAAAAUAUGAUUUGAAACUUGUUUAGAUGUAUUUAUUAUCACAUAUUUUUAUUUAUAAAAGUAAUAUAAACACUUUUCUGUGCUCUAGUUAAUGUUGUUAAUGAAAGCUUCUUAGCAAUAACUUAUCUUUAAUAACUUACAGUUACUUACUAACCGCACACAGUAGUCUGCCUGGUUACACAGCUAUGGGAGAGACACUCUCCUUGGCUGGCCGGGUGUGGUGUUGCAAUGUGUCACAACAUCCUGUAUGUAACACAAAUCAGUGUUGAAGCCACCAUUAUUCAUUUUUGUUGCUCCAGCUGUAGCUGUUUUCUGCCAGCAGAUGUCACCAUUUUCUCUGUUUUGCCUGAACAGACGUAAUAAUAUUCUAUUGCAGUAAAUAAUGUUUGUUCAAGGUGGAGCUCACUGAAGUGCUUUAUAUACUGCUAGAUAGUUUAAUUAUAAUAAUGUAGACACAUGGACAAAGAACUCCCCUCUUUUGUGCCUCUUAUCUUACCAGACCAAACUCUAACUCAUAUUCCUGAGGACUUUUGUGAAGUCCCUCUGCCAACCUGAGCCAAACCUGAAUUUCAUAUAAAUUAAAUGUUUAAUCAUUAUGCAAGUUAUGUAAUGUUAUUUGUCAUGUAAAUACACAAAGAAUGGUAUAACUUUGAUAGCUGUGAUUAUCUGCUAAGGUGAGACUAAAUUUUGAUUUUAUUACCUUUUUACUCAUGUGACAAUACUGUCUUCAAGUGACAAGAGCUAAAUUUCCUAAUGUUAAGAGUUAAUGAAUGUUUGGUAACUAUGCAAUUGUCUUUUAAAAUCACCUAAGUGUUUAACUUUUGAUAUUUUAACCUCAUAGACAGUCAUAUUUUAAUAUAAUUGUAUAUAAGUGAAUUUUCUGAAGUAAUAUGGAUGUAAAGAUAUAAUGUUUGAAGGAUUUCAGUUUGAAGUCUUCUUUUAUUAUUAAACUAUAGUUAUACUGAAUUUUUUAUAUGAUGAGGUAAGAUUUGUGUUGGAUUUAAAAACUUUUAUUUCACUGUAGAUGGUUUACGAUAUGUAAAUAGUUUGAGAAAUUGAAUCAAUUAAGGUUGGAUGCCUAGACAUCAUGAAGUGUUAAUAUGAAGGAUAUUGUUAGAUAUGUUAAUAGAAGACUUGACUUAUUAUGAAACGCAUAUAUACAGCUUAACUGUUUCCUGAAUGGUUUACAAUAUAUCAUAUAAGAUGACAUGAAAUAUUCAGACCUAGUGACUCUGAAGUGUGAAUUUUACAUCAUAUUUUCAUGAAUACAUUUUUAUUUUUUCAAGAUGCAUCAUACAGAUCUAUACCUGAUAUAGAUUAAAUGAUACUCUGUGACCGACUGUAGGAUGAGUUCACUCUGAGCCGCAAGGUGCAGCCUAUUGCCAUUAAUGAAAUAUUGUGUUGACUGGUCACUUGUGAACCCUGCAUAUAAAGAUGUUUGUUCUACUUUUCAGCA